AUGCAAGAGCUCCCUCGUCGAGGGGCAAGAAAGGCUCGGCGGGAGGUCACUGUGGAGCCUCUCGCCACCGCCGCCGCCUCACCCACCUCUACAGUCGACAAAGAUAAAGAUGCCCAAAGGAGCGGGUCAGCUGAAGAUGACCUGUCAGACGCGCUACCGCCCACCACUCCAGCUGUUGCCUCAUCCCUCCCGGCAUCGACCCGCAACUCUAAAUCGGGGCCCACCAUUGAGUGCUGGAUCUGCUUUGACAGCACCAGCAUUCCUUCCAACCCUAUUGUCACCCACCGCUGCCGUUGUCGCGGCUCUGUCGGGUAUGUUCAUCAAAAGUGCAUCGAUCGCUGGGUCAUUCAGCAGCGCAACCGCGCCUGCCGCAGUUGCGGGGCGUCCUACCAGCUGGUCCACUCCGAAUAUCCCCAUGGCGCUAACCUCCCGCUGAGACCGCAUGAACGUCGCAUGUUCCUUUUCAAGCAUUUUAUUAAGCCGCUCCUCCUCGAAUCAGCUGAGACGCUCUGUUGCGUUCUUCUUCGCUUUGUCAUUAUUCCGCUUCUGCUUGGACUCGUUUACAGUUUUAAUCGCUGGUCACUUCUCUGGCAGCCCAUGGCGACUACCCUGUCAGCCUUCGCAACAUCCUUGAAGCGCAACUUCAGUCAUACCACCUCAUCCGGCGUGCCUGGCAGCCAGGAGGCGUGGGAAGAGGAGGGCAGCGCGUACACCAUGACGGAGUCCUUCUUGGCGUGGGCCGACGCGAUUCUCUUUGGCCUUGUCUUGUGCACUGUUAUGAACGCAGUGGCAGUGGGGUGGAAGAAGUGGGACCACUACUUCCGCACUGCCCGCGCGAGACUCGCUCGCGAGACAGCGAGGCAAGCCCAAGAAGAGUUGGCUCGAAUCGCAGCAGUGCUUCCCGUGGGCCCUCUCCACUUUGGCGAAGAGAACGACGCGAGAGCGAGGGAGGGGGAGAGGGCAGAAGCUAUUGAGGAGUGGAUGCACAAUGAUGCACCACAGCCGCAGCAGCGGCACCAUCGGGAAGCGUUGCCAGAGGGUUUUGGUGUAGAGGAGUGGAGACUGGAAUGGGGACCCUUGAGGGCGGCGGAAAAUGUGCCUUUGCUUCGCGAGGAUGCACGUGGUGCGCGUCAACCCGAGGCACGAGCAGCGGGAGACGAGCAGCACUCGAGCGGCGACAGUGACAGCGAUGGCGAUGGCGACAGCGACAGCGACAUCGACACGUCAUACCGGCUUUCCUUCGUCGACGAGGUCUUUGACACGAUCGACCGGCUGAAGUCCGGCGCCGGUGGCGGCGGCAUGAAGCGGCUUUUACCUUCGUCGAUAUGGCAGCUCUGCUACGGUCUUGCGCUGACGCUGCUGCUGCGCUCGAGCUGGGGCAGGGCAGUCGCGGCACUUGCCUUUGCCGGCUUCAUCGUGAGUUGGCGCUACCGCCAUACGCGGAACGUCCUGACCACCCAGAAGCGGCGCAUAUACGAGGUGGCGGAGCGCGUGCCGCUGCUGUCGCAAGAAGAGGUGAAGACACUCUUUGGGGUCUACCUCGUGGACGCCUUUUUCUUCUACGGUGCGUUGCCGGAGCUGGGGGGAAUCAUGCUGCACUACGCCGUCGCCCCCUACAUCGAUGUCGGUUUUGAUCGCGGCUUCCUCGCCUUUUUGCACGGCCUCACAGUGCUGAAAGUGACGCUCUAUUGGGUGGUGGGCGCGGUGCUGGUGAUGCUGCUCACCGCGAUGGAGUUGACGGUUGUCGGCCCCUUGUUCGCCAACGGCGUCGACCUAUUUUUUGUGCGCAGCUUCGACGCCCGCUGGGACUCCGUCUUGGGGUAUUGGCGCUGUGUCGUAACGCAAAUAUUCGACUCAGACCCUUCCCGCAUUGUUCGCGGCUUUCUCCGCGUGGCGGUGGUGGAGCUGUUGGUGCUUCUUAUUUUUGUGCGAGUGCCACUUUGGGGAAUGCUGGGGUUCCGUGAUUUUCUCUGGGGUGACGGCACAGCUCCGCUGACGGGGCGCCCACUAAAGAUGUCGCUUUCCCUGGGCAUGACGACCGGAUACGACAUCGGUAUGGCCGACAGCUUUCACGAGUGGCGCCGCACCGAAGUGCUGCGCCUUCUGGCGGAGCAGGUGCUUCUCCCUUUCGGUGCCAUGUACUCUGCCCGAGUACGGGAGCAACUGACGCAGACGUCUGAGUCGAUCCCUUUCGGCACCAUCGACACCAUGAUGCUGGCCGCCGUGAGUUCCACUUCCAUGACACUCGACGCGCAAGAGCUGUGGGAGCAGGUCUGGGGCAACAUGUCGGAUCGCUCAGUUUUCCUCUUUCACAUCAUUGACCCCGUCUCCGCCAAUAAGGUUGCAGCGGCGUCGGAGGGGUUUCGCAACACGCUGGUGCGCCUGCAGAAGCCGCUGGAGUGGUUGCGCGUAGCAACAGCUGAGGACGGUGUGUGCAACACGCUGGUGGCCUUGUCAUCCCCAGCAGGGUGGGCGAAGAAGCCGCAGUUGGAGAUGCCGGCUGCAGAUUUGGAGGCCAUUGUGGCGCCGCCGUCCGCGGUAUCAGAGCACAAAUGCGUCUCAACUGCACGUGCGCAUCAGAUAGUGCUCGACGCGUGGAGACGCACGUAUCAUAAUACUAUGAGCCACAUUACCGGUGCCCUGAGCCCCGAGGCGAUGCCGACACCGCCGUCAUUCUACGUGGAGAACGACUCGGUGAAGGUCGAACCUCACACAGUGAGUGUGGCCAAGUGCUACAUGGCCGCAUUGCAGCUGUCGUACCCCUACCUGGGCAUGGGCCGCUGGCGCACCCUCACAUACGAGUGGUGGUCGCUGCUGCUUCUGCGCAACACCUUCUUAAACUACAUCGUCAACAUCCUAAUGCUCGUGGCAUCCGUAUCCACAGUCCUCUCCUGCUUCGCUGUGUACCCGCUGCAGCGAGCGCAGCUACGCAUUCUCUUUCCGGUGGUUCGCUGGAUUGGGCAAAGUGUCGUACACAUGGAGAACUACCUGUUCGAUCCAGAGCAACUUCGUGCGGUGGAAGGAUUUGUGGAACAGGAGGGCGAGGACGAACUUGUCCUGCCUCCGAUGGUCGAGCCGCUGGGGUUCGACCGGCGCGAGGAGUAUGUGGAGAAAGCUGCUAUUCCAUCGUACCUCCUGCUGCGUCGUGUGGUAGUGGCGGUUCUCUUCCUCGCUGUUGCGUCCGUCAUGGUCUGGAUGAUGCCCGUGCUGUGCGGCACACUCCUUCUGUGCAUCACGAAGAACGCGCUGCCGGUCUUUGUAGGGGCGGUCGCCUUGAGCUUCUUCUUCUGGGACCCCAUGUUGUUUGCGCGCUCUAUCAUCUUCGGCAUGGCCCUCACCAUUGCCAUUGCGUUCGCCGUGCCAAUCAUCAGUAUCAUCUACAUCUGCCCUUUUGUGCGGCUGUUCUGGAGCAGCUACCCCUCCCUAGUGGAGGAAACGUUUGAGCGGAAGUACGACGUGCAUCAGAUGGUUGGGCGUUACCCGGGGUCAGACGCAAGCAGCGUCGACGAUACGGAUGGCGAGUUGGACAGCGACUGGGAAAGCGUCGACUCACGCGACGCAGUUGACGGAAAUGCCGAGGCCGAGGUCCAGGAUGGGGAAGCGGAGCCAGAGGUCGGGGAUGAGACGCAUGACGGCGUGGAGGAUGUACCAGCUUCCUAA
This is a messenger RNA of Leishmania braziliensis MHOM/BR/75/M2904, 3660 nucleotides long. Its product is annotated as putative Zn-finger domain protein. Lineage: Eukaryota; Euglenozoa; Kinetoplastea; Trypanosomatida; Trypanosomatidae. The coding region runs from base 1 to 3660 and encodes 1219 amino acids. The transcript has a single exon. The record is from RefSeq and is a predicted model, not a curated record. Gene Ontology annotation, molecular function: zinc ion binding.